This is a messenger RNA of Macrosiphum euphorbiae (potato aphid), 330 nucleotides long. The record is from the annotation of a GenBank genome assembly. Lineage: Eukaryota; Metazoa; Arthropoda; Insecta; Hemiptera; Aphididae.
AUGUCGGAAAAAGAUAUCGCCAGGCAAGUAUUACGUGGCUACAUAGACAGAGAAAUCGACUUGGAAAACCAACUAAAAGAGAUAUUGAACAGGCGCAAAACGGCGGUGGUGGAAGAAGGAGACUUUUUUAAAAUCCGCCGAGAACAGAUGGAGAAACAAAAGAAAAUCGCAAAAAAAAGGAACGAAACGUUUUUAAAAGAUCUCGAACACACAACUGCGAAAUUGAGAGCAUCUCUCGCUUGCGACGACCUCACCGACAAAAAGUUGAACAACGAACGCAAAAAGUUUUCAGAUUAUGUCAAACAGACACGGCGAGGACAAUCUGUUUAA